This is a messenger RNA of Conger conger (European conger), 5089 nucleotides long. Its product is annotated as rabenosyn-5. Lineage: Eukaryota; Metazoa; Chordata; Actinopteri; Anguilliformes; Congridae. The record is from RefSeq and is a predicted model, not a curated record. The transcript is spliced from 12 exons. The coding region runs from base 224 to 2563 and encodes 779 amino acids. Gene Ontology annotation, molecular function: metal ion binding.
GGCUGGUAACCUUUCACCCCCGGAGGGAGUAUCAGCUGCUUUACUGGAGAUUUUAAGCUGUCAAAACUGGAGCAAGUGCUCUAGAGUCCUGUACUACUAUGGAGUGGGUGAGGGGUGGGACACAUCCCCAGUGUAGCGCAUUGUGAGACACUGCUGCUGCCUGCCCUGGGACCCCGUAAAGCUCAGCUCCCCCUUUCCCAGCCUGAGCCCAGAAACUUCCUGCAUGGCCUCCAGCUACCCCCCUCCCUUUGAUACCCCAGGGGAGGUGAAGGAGGGCUUCCUGUGUCCACUGUGCCUGAAGGAUUUGCAGUCCUUCUACCAGCUCCAGGAUCACUAUGAGGAGGAGCAUGCGGGCGAGGACCGCCACGUCAGGGGCCAGCUGAAGAGCCUGGUGCAGAAGGCCAAGAAAGCCAAGGACAAGUUGCUGAAGCGGGAUGGGGAAGACCGCGUAGAGUCCGGGAGCUAUGAGUCCUUCUACUGUGGGGGAGUGGACCCCUACAUGUGGGAGCCCCAGGAACUGGGGGCAACUAGAAGUCACCUUGAAAGCUUCAAGAAACAUCGGGCAGCAAGAAUUGACCACUAUGUCAUUGAAGUCAAUAAGUUAAUCAUCAGAUUGGAAAAGCUUACAUCAUUUGACAGAACCACCACAGAUGCUGCCAAAAUUAGAGCAAUUGAGAAGUCCCUUGUUUCGUGGGUGAGCGACUCUGACGUGCCAUUCUGCCCAGACUGCGGGAACAAAUUUAACAUUCGUAACCGACGGCACCACUGCCGUCUCUGUGGGUCCAUCAUGUGCAGGAAAUGCAUGGAGUUUGUGCCUCUCCCAUUGGCACAUAAGCUGACGUGUGGCACCAGGGAGGCGCUGUGUGCUCCAGGCAGCCCGGGCCAGGCGCAGUCCCAGUCCACGUCAGCAGGGGGCAGUGCUCCAGGUUCACGCCGUGGCAGCAUCAGCAGCCUGAGCAGCGUCACCUCCAUGCUGGAGGAGAAGGACGAUGACCGCGUCCGCUGCUGCCGCCACUGCAUGGACACCCUGCUGAGGAGGCAGCAGAAACUGGAUGAAAAAGACCACGUGCCUGACAUCGUCAAGCUCUAUGAGAGGCUGAGGCUCUGCAUGGAUAAGGUGGAUGAGAAGGCCCCAGAGUACAUAAAAAUGGCUGAGUCUUUGAAUUCCGGGGAGACUACCUACAAUCUAGAACACACUAAUGGCCUUCGAAUGGAAGUGCAGAAAUAUUAUGAACUGAUUGACGCACUAAGUAAGAAGAUUCUCACUCUGGGCAUGAAAGAGGAUCCCCCGCCACACCCAAAAUCACUACAACUGCAGAGAAUGGUCAGAUAUUCAGCCACCCUAUUUGUACAGGAAAAGCUGCUCGGGCUGAUGUCUCUGCCUACAAAGGAGAAAUAUGAAGAGCUGAAGGAGAAGAGGAAACAAGAACAGGAGAAGAGGCUACAGCAGGAGAGACAGGCUGCACUGGAAGCACAGAAGAGAAGGUCAGAGAUGGAGAAGUCCCGCUCUAUGGCCAGUACAAACGGAGAGGCCGUCCAGCCACCAAAGCCGGUGAUGACCAAAGCUGGCGGCUGGCUGCCGUCCUCCAGCGUGCUGCACACCAGGGAGUUCCAGGACCCUCUCCUGCAGCAGAUCGAUAACAUCCAGUCCUUCAUCCAGCAGGCCCGCGCCGCCCAGCGCACUGACGAGGUGGCCAUGCUGGAGGAGAACCUGCGGCAGCUGCAGGACGAGUACGACCAGCAGCAGACCUCGCUGGCCAUCCAGCUGUCCAAGAAGACGGCACAGGAGGAGAGCCUACAACAGGAGCAGCUCCACUUCCUGCAGGAGAGGGAGGAAAAGCAGAGGGCCUCCAUGCACACCCGCACGUGUUCCCUGGACUUCCGGGAGGCGCAGUCUGUCCAGGGCGGGGAAGAGUUUGGAGGCCAGCAGAUUGGAAGUCUGGACAGCGCCAAGACAAAGGUCAGCCCUCUCUCAAAAACCCAGUCCAUGAAAGCGUUUGACUACUUGCCAAGCCGGGAAGAAUCACCCCCUCCACCGACGCCGCAGGAUGAACCACAGCCCCAUGUUUCAAAAGAACAAAACGACACCCCAGGUCCCUCCUUAAAUCCCUUUGAAGAAGAGAACUCCACCCCAGUUGAGGAUGAUCCACUUAACCCAUUUGCAGAAGAGAUCCUGAAAGAACACACUCAAAAGGAGGUCUCCAAUGGAAAGCAGUAUAACCCCUUUGGAGAUGAGGAUGGGGAAGAGUGCACAACGGGCCAAGGAGGAGUCACAGAGCCUGGGAACCCCUUUGAGGAUGAGGAGGAUGACGGAAACCCUUUCAGCGAGGGCUCAAAUUCCACGGUGCAAGCCAUCAACCCAGGGGUCUCUACCAACCCCUUUGAGGAGGACAGCGAACCCGACAUCAUAGAAGAGGAGCUGCUGCUUCAGCAGAUCGAUAACAUUCGGGCAUACAUAUUUGAUGCCAAGCUGAAUGGCCGCACAGACGAGGUGGAGCUGCUGUCUGAGAACCUGCGGGAUUUGCAGCGCACCCUGCAGGAGCAGAGGAGUAAGACGCAAUGAUUGUUGUCUAAUAGGGCAGAUGCUUUUGGCUAUGUCUUUGUCGAUUCCUGUGUUGGAAUUCACAGAACACAUCGUAGUUGUCAAUUUGAGCAAGUUUUCGUCUCUCGGGUUUAGUUUGCUCACAGAGAAGCACAAUGUCAGAAUGAAAUAAACAUCUCAUUCUAGUCACAGGAGGAAAUGAAGCUUGUAAGUCCUCUGAAGUGUUGAAGAUUGGUUGUGAGCUAUCUGAGCUUCAGUGUCUUGCCCUAAUUUAUUUCUGUAAAUAAGAGUCCCUGAGUCAUCUGAUGGGCGGUGAGCCGAUGACAGAACAAAUAUAGUAUUUUUCAGCAUUUUUUUUCUCCAUCACAAAAGCAAGUUAUAACAGCCUCUCAGAAAAGAAACAAGAAUUGUAAGACUGAAUUGUUAAAGUCACUUGAAUAGAAAUCCCAUCUCAUAACCUGCCUUUUUUCAUCAUUUACAUCAUGCAAAUGACUAUAGAAAACUAAACAAGAAACAUGCAGUGCUUUACUGUGAAGUGUUUUUUUACCCUUUGGCAUUUCAUAGCUGUCUCCCACUAGCACUGACUGUUUGAAUUCACUGUCAAAUAACUGAUUUCUUGUGACAUCCAACUAACAUCAUGAGAUGAUGCACUUCCGUUUGAUAUCUUCAACAAUGUUUUGCUUGCAUGUGUGAGUGUGGACAGCUGCUAUGUUCUCAACAGUUAACAUGUUUUUUGUGUCAUUGCACACUCUGAUUUUACAGUUCUAUGUGGUGCAAAGCCACUCAGUGUGGCCAACAUUAAUUGAACCUCUCUGUGUGGUGCAAAUCUGACUCAUUCCAGGUUUUCUACCAUUUUAAAUGUGUAGGUGGGAUGGGGAUCAUCUACAAUUUUGGAAAUGUACUAAUCAGCCUUGGAAACAAUACAUUUUAAUGUACUAGACUGCACAACCAAAAUAGUGUCUAGGUAUUCCAUAUACCCAUUUAAAAUGCUACCAUUUGGCUUAGACGGUGCAUUCUGGAAAGUCCAAGUAGAGAUUUUCAACUGAUGAGCCAUUUAACAUAAGCACUCUUACGGACCGCAUCUAGACACCCAAAACAUUUAAAAUAUGCUUGCUCAUCUUUCCCUAUGAACAUUGAGUUAACUGGUGAAUAUCCUGUUUACAAUACUGUUUCCCUUAUAAGCUGUUUCAGGGCAAUAGAAGGGCUAAGGACGUUGUGAUUCCAAACAAUAGUAAUGAAAGCCGAAAUAUUGCUCAGUUCUAUACAGUGCUCCCAUGUUAUACAACCAUUUAAAAACCAAGUCUUCAGAAAAAUAAGCUGCACAAAGUAAAAUCCAACUGCAGUGCAUUAUAUCUAAAGAAAAACUUCAAUACGUAUGCCAACAAUUCCCCCCUUACAAAGACAUGUGGAUUUACAAGUAGAUUGAACAGUGUUUCCUAAUAUUUGGGCAGAUACUUGUAACAGCAUAAAAAUGGGAUGGGAGGAUGUCUGUUGGGACAUUGCUGGUGGGAUUAUAUUUCAUGGGAGCACUGUAUGUGUGUGUACGUACAUACACACAUAUGUAGGACUGCAUUUCUGGGGGCUAUAACCCUCUACUAACUCAUGGGAGCAGCUGACACAUGAAACACUAUGAUACUUUCAACUGCCUUUCAGACCAGUUGGAUUAAGUAAUGGAGCCAUUACAUGUACAUACACUGAUCUACUGAAGUGUUGACAUGCUUAAAAAAGCACACCGUAUUUGUACACUUCAAACUAUAUUUUAAGGAGGUUGCAGAACAUUAUACGUUUUGAGAACCCUUCAUGUAGGAGAUGGAAAAUAACAAAAUCACUUAUCAGUUACAACUGCUUGUUCCUUUUCCUGUUCCUUAAACAAAAUAUAAAUAUACCUGGAGACACUGGAUGUGGAAGCCUUUCUUUCUCUAUCGUGCACUACUGCUUCAUAUUUCUGAAAAUGACAUUUUAUACCUGCAGCCAAAAAUGCAACCGUUUCUAUGACAACGGUGCUCAAGAGGGCAUGAUGGAGUAUGACAAAUGAAAAUGCAUUUAUCUCAUUAUUAUUGUAUGCAUGAGGUGUCUGGCCUGAGAUUGGAUCAUGUUAACAAUGGCUUUGUCUGUUUUUUGUUGAUUUGUUAAGAUUCAGUAGAACCAAUAGCUGUUUUACCUAAUCUCUUUGUUUUAACAUAGGGAAAUGUAAUGUUGAACACAAUGUAUGAUGUAUAACAUUGGCAAGACCCAGUGUCUCCUUUGAAAGUGCUUUUCUGUCUUAACAGUGCUUACUUUGGUUUUCUGACUAACAUAAUUUUGAUUUUUUCCACUGAAUGGUAUUUCACCUGUCUCUCCUGAUGUUCCACAUAAACACUACAGCAUUGUGACUGAGAACAGUACAUUUUGUUAUAAAAAAAGGUAAAAAUAAAGUAGAAUAAUGCAUUUGUGAUAAAGGUAAAUCAUUUGAAAAGCAGCCAAUUAUACAGUUGCUUGUACUCCAUCAGCAUCAUCAGGGUCAGUCAUUCUGCACUAAUAAAACCGACUUGUGCUCAACAUCUAAAA